GGCCGAAAAGGCCUCCAACGGACACGCAGCCAACGAUGCUGGCAAUGGCAAUGGCGCUGGCGAUGGCCGUCGCCCGGCAACGGCCGCUCUCGUGCUGCCGGCUGUCGUGAUGCCUCGGUCGUCCGGUUGGGCCGAAAUAGAGCCGCUAAAUUCUGCCUGACGAUGAAUUGGCGUGACGUCUCGCAUUCGGCCACGAUUCGGCCAACCUGCAAGGCCUCCUCCGUCCUGCCGGACGGCAAAAGCAUUUGCACCACUGCUCCUCUCGACCCUUCGCCAGACGAGACCAGCGUCCAGUUGGCCCGUCGCACUCCGCACCACCUAAUCUCCUCCCGCCUAGCAACCGGCCUCCCAGCCACCUCCACCUAUUGCUGCUUGCCCCUCCCUUUCGCCUGUCCCCAUCACCACCACCACCACCAUCACCAUCAUCAUCACCACCACCACCAUCAUCAUCAUCAUCCACAUGACAACUAUUCAAUGGCUCAAACGCAUCCAUGCCCCGGUGGACCGACCGUCAGUCUACAGACGGAAUUUACGCUCCUCCAACACCAACAUCAACAUCAACACCAACACCAGCAUCAGCAUCAGCACAAUCACUAUCACCUUCAGAAUAGGGCGGAUGAAGCUGGGCGGGAGACGAACCCAUGCACAGGUUGCCUUUUGCACAGUCCAGAGGGCAACCGUUGCCCCUCCUCGUGGCUCUAUUCGGCUUUGCCCGCCUCUUCUCUGGCCAAAUCCCCCAGCCCACAACUACUGCCCACAGCUGCUCCGGGCAAUUGUGCUUCCAUCUGUGAUAGUGGGAAAUCUUCUUCCUCCGCCUCUUCUGCUUCGUCGUCUUCAUCUGUCUAUUCCGAUUCUGCACCUUCCGCCUCUUGUGCCUAUACUUCCGCCGGCCUCGGAGACGCACAGCUCGCCCAUCCAGAGGGCGCUCACGAAAGGACGAAGGUCAUCGGUCCUUCGGAUGCAGCAAUCAUCCGCUCUUUGGCCAUUCCCGCCAUCACUUGA
Molecule: messenger RNA, 1002 nt
Organism: Protopolystoma xenopodis
Lineage: Eukaryota; Metazoa; Platyhelminthes; Monogenea; Polystomatidea; Polystomatidae
Source: the annotation of a GenBank genome assembly